This is a messenger RNA of Saccoglossus kowalevskii, 1139 nucleotides long. Its product is annotated as mitochondrial amidoxime-reducing component 1-like. Gene Ontology annotation, molecular function: molybdenum ion binding; nitrate reductase activity; molybdopterin cofactor binding. Lineage: Eukaryota; Metazoa; Hemichordata; Enteropneusta; Harrimaniidae. Gene Ontology annotation, biological process: nitrate metabolic process. The record is from RefSeq and is a predicted model, not a curated record. Gene Ontology annotation, cellular component: mitochondrial inner membrane.
AUUUAGAACAUAUAGAUCCGUAACUCACGAUGUCCCAUAGUUUUUUUAGUCGAGAAGUAGUGUUGGGAGUGUUGGCUACAUGUGCAGGUAUAACAGUUGGAGCGAUACUUUAUAAAUCAGUCCAUCGAAAAAGAGUUUACAAGUCUGUGGGCACGUUAUCGAGAAUUUUUGUACAUCCCGUGAAAUCGUGCCGUGGUUUACAGCUCCAGAAUGCGUACUGCAGUAAAGUGGGACUGGUAUGUGGCGUGCUCAAGGACAGGCAUUGGAUUAUUCUGAAUGAAGAGAAUCAAUUUCGGGGCAUUAGCCACGAGCCAACCAUGGCCUUAAUAUCACCGACCGCUUCCGAAGAUGGCCGAUAUUUACUAUUGGACGCCCCAAAUAUGUCGAGGCUUGAGGUGCCUAUUGAUACCAACACACUACCAGAACACGAAAGGAAAACUAUUAGCUUCAGGUUGUGGAGACAGAAUGCUCAAGGUAAAUACUGUGGGGCGAAAGCAGAGCAAUGGUUGACGCAAUAUUUUGGGAAGCCGAUGAAACUAGUACAUGGUGACGAUGAUAAUCUUAUACGGCGCGAAAUAGGGAAGGCUAGGCCUCCUAUACAACUUGGAGAGGAGGGUGACUGCAUGGUGUAUCAAGAAGACGCCAGUUAUAUGCUGCACAGCCAGGCGUCUUUGGCAGACCUCAAUAGCAAAAUGCAAGAACCAAUCACUGACAGAAAUCUGAGACCCAACUUUGUUGUAUCCGGAAGAGAUGCGUAUGAUGAGGAUAAAUGGAAGUACGUGAAGAUUGGCGAAGUCGUGUUGAGACGAGUGAAACUGGAUGAACGUUGUAAAGUUACUACUGUCGACCCGGAGACUGGGAUAGUGUCCGAAAAGAACGAGCCCAUUGCCACGCUGAAAACAUACCGUAUGUGUAAAGAGGAAGACCGUCCAUUGUACCAUAACUGUCCUUUAUUUGGUGUUCACUAUGCCAUUGAUGUUGUUGGAAGAGUCAACAUAGGCGACACAGUUUAUGUCGUAUAUGGAUAACGUCUCUGUGAUGUUAUAAUACAGACGAUGUAUCAUUCAUUGAAAUUAGAAAUAUUGUAACACAUUUGAUUAUGUAAAUAAUUAAGUAAAAAUUGUUUACUGCGUUGAAUA